AAGGAAUGGUCACUUCAUAUUUCCAGGGCAGACACACAACAGAGGAGACAUAUAGUGUACUCAGGCCUCUGGCCACCAGCGGUCUGAGAUGAUCCUCUUCACCUUUAUUGCGGGACUGCUGUCCUGUCAGGUACAAGCUUGGUCUCAACCUCGGAUAAGGGUAAACGGAGAAGAUCCAGUUGAAUCCAAUGUGGUCAUUGAUACUGGUUCACGUCUUGUUCUGACUUGCGUGGGUGAUGCCCCGGUGACUAUUGUACCUCGGCUAGCUAAACAUAAAUCAUACAGCAAGGCUAACGGAAACAGCAGCACCUUUACUGUGCAAAAAGCUACCUACAGGUACACAGGCACUUAUAAGUGUGUGUACACUGGCAUAGAUUCCUCCAUCUUCUCAUCUGUGCACAUAUUCGUAAGAGAUUCAAGGUUUCUCUUUGAAACCCCACUGAAUCCUUCCAUUAUCAAGAAGGAAGGAGAGGAUGCCCUUAUUCCCUGCCUUCUUACUGACCCCGCUGCCACUGAUGUCCGGCUCUUUAGGGAGAAUCGGUCUCCACUACCCCCUGACAUGAACACAACCUACGACCCCAAGAAAGGGAUGCUGAUUCAAAACCUUCAGCUUUGGUUCAGUUCAAAGUAUGUCUGCAGUGGCAGGAUAGGAGGAGUGGAGAAAAUGUCCCCAGCCUUCACUUUACAAGUCACCAAUGUAGCUCGUUUUCCAGCCUACGUGUUCCUGCAAAGUAAUGAGUAUAUUCGACUAGCUGGGGAGAGACUAGAGAUUACCUGUUCCUCCAGCAACCCCAACUUCAACUACAACCUCACAUGGAAGCACUCAUCACGUUUGCAAUUACCAAACCCAGAGAUCAAGCCCACAUAUACAAAUAAUAGUGUGAAAAUCCAGAGUACGCUGAUCCUGCCUGCAGUUACCAUGUCUGACUCGGGUAAUAUCACCUGUAUUGGAACUAACGAGGCUGGAGUCAACAGCUCCACCGCAAGCCUGCUGGUUGUGGAUGAACCCUAUAUUAAGCUGUCCCCCCGUCUGAUCCAUAAGGGUUUGUCCAUUAAUGUCCAUGAGGGCCAGGAUGUAGAGCUAGGGGUGGCUAUAGAGGCUUACCCAAAAAUCACAUUCGAGCACUGGGAGGGACCAACGCUUCUCCACAACUCACAACAUGAAAUCAGGUUCUUCAGCUAUAAUAACAGGUAUGAGGCAGUGCUGCUUCUGAAGAGACUGAACUCCAAGGAACAGGGCAGAUACACCUUCUAUGCCAACAGCAGCAAGGCUCAUGCCUCCAUAACAUUUAGCAUUCGUGUUAAUGAGAAGCCAGUUAUUGUGGAUAAAAGAAGGAAUGAGAGCUCCCUAAUAUGCAUAGCGUCUGGUUACCCAGCUCCCAGAAUCCUCUGGUUCCAGUGUCAAGGAACCAGGCCAACGUGUACAGAGAAUUCCACAGACAUGGAGGCUCGCCAGUUGAUCACAGCUGAGGCAGUGGAGGUGAAGAAUGAUGAAUUUGGAUCAGUGGAAGUGGAAAGUCUUAUAACCAUCACACCAUCCCAUCAGAAAAUGACUGUAGAGUGUGUGGCACAAAAUCUGUUUGGGCAAGACAGCAAUGCAUUCCCUAUAGACCAGACUGAGAAACUGUUUACUGCAACAUUGACUGGAGCAAUAAGUGUGAUGGUUUUCCUCCUUCUACUCCUCCUCAUCCUCAUGUACAAGUAUAAACAGAAACCCAAAUAUGAGAUACGGUGGAAGAUUAUUGAAGCCACAGACGGGAACAGCUACACAUUUAUCGAUCCCACUCAACUUCCUUAUAAUGAAAAAUGGGAAUUUCCAAGAGACAAGCUUAAAUUAGGGAAGAUCCUGGGUUCAGGGGCGUUCGGGAAAGUGGUGGAGGCUACAGCGUAUGGGCUGGGGAAGGAGGACAAUGUGACCCGCGUGGCUGUGAAAAUGCUCAAAGCUAGCGCCCAUUCAGAUGAGAAGGAGGCUCUGAUGUCCGAACUGAAGAUUCUGAGUCAUCUCGGACAACACAAGAAUAUUGUCAACCUGCUAGGGGCCUGUACACAUGGAGGUCCUGUGCUGGUCAUCACUGAGUACUGCUGCCAUGGCGAUCUUCUGAACUUCCUGCGUAAUAAAGCACAGACCUUCUUGAACUGUGUGGUUUCAAUCCCAGAGGAGAGAAGCAACUAUAAAAAUGUCACUGUAGACAAGAUGUUUUUUAGAAGUGACAGUGGGAUUUCCAGCAUUUGUUCAGACAGUUACCUGGACAUGAAGCCUCUAGCACCCAGAUCUCAGCCUUCACGCCUUCCUUCCUGCGAUCAAGAAGGAGACCCAUUGGAUGUGGAUGACCUGCUCAGAUUCUCCUACCAGGUUGCUCAGGGACUCGAGUUCCUCGCCGCUAAAAACUGUAUUCACAGAGACGUCGCAGCCAGGAAUGUUCUUCUGACAGAUGGGGGUGUGGCUAAAAUCUGCGACUUCGGACUGGCCCGUGAUAUCAUGAAAGAUUCUAACUAUGUGGUCAAAGGAAACGCUCGUUUGCCAGUGAAGUGGAUGGCUCCAGAGAGUAUCUUCGAGUGUGUGUAUACAGUACAGAGUGAUGUUUGGUCAUAUGGUAUUCUGCUGUGGGAGAUCUUCUCUCUGGGUAAAAGCCCAUAUCCAAACAUCCUGGUGGACUCCAAGUUCUAUAAGAUGAUAAAGUGUGGCUAUCAGAUGUCCCGUCCUGACUUUGCCCUACCUGAGAUGUACACCAUCAUGAAAAUGUGCUGGAACCUUGAACCCACAGAGCGGCCGAAUUUCAGCAAGAUCGUUCAGCUCAUCGAGAGGCUGCUGGGAGAAACACCAGAUCAGACUCCGUAUCAUAACGUGCAGACAGAAGAACUGGACGAAGAGCAGCUGGAGGCCUGUGAUACCACCAAAAGUGAUGAAGAAUCAUGUGAGCAGGAGGAAGAUGAGCAGCCCCUGAUGAAGGCCAACAACUAUCAGUUCUGCUAAGGCCUGAAUGAACUAUGCUCAAGGGAUACUUUAAAUAAAAAGCCCUACACUCACAGGAAAUAAAUCCAUCCCCUAAUUGUAACCUUCAUUCAAAACUGCUGUAUUUCAGUGUGAGGGUCAAAUUCCUCAGUGAUGGUAGCUUCUUUUUCUACAAGGGCAAAAUCAGACACAGAUUUAAAGUAAGGUAUAUAUUUAUAAUUUUCUGAGGUCUGUUUCAUGCCAGGUUUGUAUAAGUCAUACCCUUUGUCUGGCCUGUUUCUUGUGUUAAAUAGCAGUUCCCUCUUUGGACGUAUGGAAAAAAGCCAAUUCAGCAUUUCCAACUUCCAGUUUAGAAGCAAGCUUGCAAAGUUCACUUCCACAUUCUUCUCAGUCUGUUCUUGAAAAGUGGAAAACAGCAGAACAGUGGUACUUUAUGUUCUUGUGCAUAUCUGUCUGUUUUUAAGUAUUUUUACGUCAUUGAUGGCUUUUUCAUUUUUAAAUGCAAGUCAUUAUCAUGCAAAUCCAUGCAAUAUCCAUGAAUUGCUUUUUAUAUAUGGAUGAUUGAAUCAAUAACAUUAUUUAAUGUUUAGGCCUGUAAUUUAUCACGGCAUAUGAUUUUUAACUAGGGAAAACAAAACAAAAAACAAAAAAAAAGAAAAAACAAACAAAAAAACCUUCGACAUCAUUUUGAAAUCCACUUGUUUGCGACAUGUAUCACCGUUUUCUCUUCUUUUAUCAGAUAUUUCUUUUUGGCUGUAUGCCCUGUUCAUUAAACUGUAUAUUGUGUAUAUGUGUAUUUGAUGUAGCACCAAGCAAACACUGCCAUGUGUAAAUAAUGUCAAAGAAUGUCCGCAUGAGUGCUCUGGGUUUAAGUGUAAUAGACCACCACUGACUACUCAUUUUAAUGUCAUAAAGAAAUUAGUGCUAUGGCAUUUGAUAUGAUUGAUACCAAUCACUCCUGGCCACAUGUACUGAUAAAUCUUUAGAGACUACUACCACCAAAGUUCUCAUAGUGAAAAAAUAUCUAACUGUAGAACAGUUCUUGUUAUAUUUCUGUAAAGGUUUUCCUUCAGGCUAUGUUGAAUGUCUUGUUAUAUGAAAUUCCCUGGCAGUGCUCAUGAAACUUUUCUUGUCUGUAUUUUUUUCCUGCAAAUUUGUCAUACGCUAUUCAGAAAAGUCAAGCAAAUAUUGCAAAGCUUUUAGAGUUUUUUUAUUUACUAGAGCUGUUAUCUAGUGCUUUAAUACAGUGUAGCAUGUUUACUUUCUAUUCAUUGAAAUUGUUAUUGACAUGGCUCAUUGCUGUGAUUGUCCUUAUGGCAUCGGUUUAAAAGAAGAUGGAAAUAGAACAAAUGGACCGAACGAAAGUGAAUAUAAUGCUUAACCAGUGUAUUGCAAUCAUUAAUGUUUGUUAAAUUAGUAUUGGCUCUUAAUCAAUCAGUAAAUUAAUUAAUUUUACAAUCUGAGGCAGCAUGUAAAAAAAAAACAAACAAAAAAAAAAACACUGGGUCAUAAUUAAACCUGAAUCAUAAUCUAAAAUGUUAUAAAUAUGUAGAAAUAUGGACGAUCACAGUUACAAUAAAAGUUGUUAAUUCUUA
Messenger RNA from Pangasianodon hypophthalmus (striped catfish), 4548 nucleotides. Its product is annotated as macrophage colony-stimulating factor 1 receptor. Gene Ontology annotation, biological process: cell surface receptor protein tyrosine kinase signaling pathway; osteoclast differentiation; protein phosphorylation. Gene Ontology annotation, cellular component: signaling receptor complex; CSF1-CSF1R complex. The transcript has 21 exons. Lineage: Eukaryota; Metazoa; Chordata; Actinopteri; Siluriformes; Pangasiidae. Gene Ontology annotation, molecular function: macrophage colony-stimulating factor receptor activity; cytokine binding; ATP binding. Bases 89 to 2974 code for a protein of 961 amino acids. The record is from RefSeq and is a predicted model, not a curated record.